Theobroma umbraticum is the source of this 1284-nucleotide messenger RNA. RefSeq lists its product as uncharacterized. Lineage: Eukaryota; Viridiplantae; Streptophyta; Magnoliopsida; Malvales; Malvaceae. The record is from RefSeq and is a predicted model, not a curated record.
CUUUUUAGGUAGUAAUCCUUGCCAUUACAAAUACAUGCUCUCCCAGUAAUUAGCCUCUUCCUGUAAAUUGUAGUUAGUCAUUUUUUGUGCACUGGCGUUAUUUUGUACAGUGUUUAGCAAAAUUCCAUCCAGUCUUGAUGUUGUAUUUCUGUUGUUAAGUGGAGAACUUUACUCGCUUAUCAAAAAGUGAGUUCCAUUCUUGUUUUCGUUGAAUGGUUUGAUUUGAUAUGACUGGUGAUUCUAUUUUUGCGCCACUUAUGUCUCUCCAAAUGCAGGGUUAGUAAAAUAGUUAUGGGUCCUUACAUCUGUGAAUCACAUUGUAUAAAGCCUACACUUAGGAUCACUUGAAGACAAAAUAUUAGGUCAGUCGGAUCAAUUUUAAGUGUAACCAUAAUGCUGCCCAAGCAGCUUAUUUGGCUUACUGCACUGUUUUGCACCUAGUAUGAUGAUGUGCCCAUUGAGGUAUCUUGGCAAGGUCAAAUUCCAAGUAAUGAAGUACUUUUAUGACUGUAUAACCUUGAAAUGUUCUCUGUUAUGUGUAAUUCAAUUUCUAAGAGGAUCUGCAUAUGAAGGUGGAGGGGAUCCAGGUUCAUGCAGAUGAAGGUGGAACCACACAAACACGUGGCGGCAUAUACUGGUUAAUCUUGCCAGCCGGAUAUCUUGGGUCAUCUUUCUGGGGAAUGGUUUUGAUACUAGCAUCGACAAAUCUUCUGACUGCAAGAAUUGCUGCAGGAUGUUUUGUCGUUGCUCUACUUGUUGUACUCUGUGUAGCUAAAAACUGGACGCUAAGGGGACUUUGUAUUGGAUUUGUUAUUUUCCUUGGUGUGGUUUGGGUUCUUCAAGAAACAACAAAGAUUCGUAUACUUCAGUACAUAAUUCUGUUCAUUGGUGUAAUGAACAGCUUGUUUUCAGUCUAUGAUAUAUAUGAUGACCUCAUAUCUCGUAGAGUUCACUCAAGUGAUGCCGAAAAAUUCGCAGAAGUGUGUCCUUGUCCUUGCAAUGGUGUUGGCUGGGGUGUUAUCUGGGGUUUAAUAUCAUUCUUAUUUCUUUGUGGAGCAAUGUACCUUGGUCUUGUAAUAUUGUCUUGAGGAAGCUAUACUUACCGAGAACACUGGAGAAUUGGCCUGUUUGCAAUCCCAUGCACUUCCUGAAUUCGAUUUUUCAUUUUUUUGCACAGAAAAUUCAUGGCCAAAAGUGAAGAGAUAAGGCCUAAUUGAUUUAUUAUUAUUAUUUUUUCAAAAUUGAUAUUUUAGUAUCAAUCAAUAUAACAUCAUUCAGACCUGA